AUGAACGACAGCGGCGUCGAGCUGCCCAAGAACUCUACUAGGUCCAGUGUCGACAUCAUGUCAGCUAGAUCCUCGAUGGACAAGGGGCCCGGCAGGAACUCCUCCGUCGACAGGAGCAGGCGCUCCAUGGACAGCGGGCGCAGCGACAUGGCAAUCCACCCUGGUGAGCUUAACACGAUUGCUCAGCUGGAUCGGUUCCCUGUCGGCACCGAGGUCGACUUCCGCGCCCGCAUCCACGCACAGAGGCCCAUGUCGAAGCUCCUGGACUUCCUGCUCCUCCGCGAUCAGACACACUCAGUGCAGGGUGUCCUCUCACGGGAGGACCCAGAGAUGAUCAAAUGGGUCAAGCAACUACACCCCGAGUCUCUGGUCCAGAUUCAUGGUAUCCUCAAGGAACCCCCUGAGCCUAUUCGCUCAGCCUCGCACGCUGGUAUCGAAGUGGACAUCAAGUCCAUCCAUCUCGUGAACCCCGCCGGCAAUGCUCCUUUUAGCAACUACAAGCCCCCCGAGACCCUUCGCAACCGUAUGAAUGCUCGCAUUCUGGACCUCCGUCACCCUUCCAACCAGGUGCUCUUCCGUGUUCGAUCCAUCGUCACGCGCAAGUUCCGCGAGACUCUCGAGGACAAAGGCUUCGUCGAGAUCAACACCCCCAAGCUCCAACCCGCGGCCACCGAGAGCGGCGCUGCUGUCUUCAAGGUCAACUACUUUGGUCGUCAAGCGUUCUUGGCUCAGUCCCCCCAGCUGGCAAAACAGAUGGCCAUUUCCGCCGAUUUCCGCCGUGUCUUCGAGGUCGGCCCUGUGUUCCGUGCGGAAAACUCAAACACUCAUCGUCACUUGACCGAGUACACCGGCCUCGACAUUGAGAUGGCCAUUGAGAAAGAUUACCAUGAGGUCAUCUGGGUCAUCGACGACUUCCUCAAGUCGGUCUUUGAGGCCGUGUACUCGCUACCCGAGAUUGAGAUCCUCCAGUCUCGCUGGCCAAGCAAGGAAUUCAAGUGGCUCGAUGAGACUCUGAUCCUCGACUUCCGCGACGGUCUUCAGAUGCUCCGCGACGAUGGUCGCGACGUGGCAGACGAGGACUUGUCCACCCCUGAUGAGAUGCGCCUUGGCGAGCUGGUCCGCGAAAAGUACGGCACCGAUUACUACGUGCUCGACAAGUUCCCAGCAAACGCCCGACCCUUUUACACGCACCGCGACACCGAGGACCGCGACUGGACCCGUUCGUUUGACAUUUUCAUCCGUGGCCAGGAGAUUUGCUCCGGCGGCCAGCGUAUCCACGAUCUCCAGGAGCUCCGCACCAACAUGCUCGCCAGCGGCAUGUCCGAGGAUGGCAUGGAGGACUACCUGCUCGCCUUUGAGCUUGGCGCACCCCCUCAUGCCGGUGCCGGUCUCGGUCUGGAGCGCAUUGUCGCCUGGAUGCUCGAGCUGGGCGAUGUGCGUUACGCGUCGCUCUUCCACCGCGAUCCCAAGUCGCUUCCGGAGCGGACACCCGGUCUGCCACACCCCGAGGCGGAUACCACAAAGCCUCACCCCAACGACACGAUGCCGGAGCUGGAGAAGCUCAUCGCCAACUACGGCGAUGCCUCCAACACGUCCUGGCUCGAUGACCGAUUCGAGCUCUGGCGUCACCCCACCGGCGCCGCUGUGGGCUACGUCAAGCAGGACAAGUUCAUCAUGGUCACUGGCGACCCGCUCUGCGAUAAGAAGCAGUACACGGAAAUCUGCCAGGCAUUUGUCAAGUUUGUCACUGGCGAACUCAAGCUCACGCCUGUCUGGAUGCUCGUGUCGUACGACGUGCAGCACAUCCUCGCUUCCGAGCUCGGCUGGCGCACGCUUUCGUGCACCGAGGAGCAGCGCGUCGACACGGACAAGCACAAGUCCACGGUGGGCCCCAAGGCCCGUCGCGUCGAGCGCGAGGGUGUCAAGAUCCACGAAGUCAUGCUCGACGCCGACUUUAUCAAGCGUGCCGAUCCCGCCAUUGAGGAGUGGAAGAGCGCGCGCAACACCAAGGGCAAGCAGGUCCACCUGACCGAGGUCCGUCCGUGGGUCGACUCAGCUCACCGUCGGUAUUUUGCCGCGGAGAAGGAGGGCAAGGUCCUCGCCAUGGUUGUCCUGGCCCAGCUGGCCCCCCGUCACGGCUGGCAGGUCAAGUGGGCGCUCGACUUCCCCAACUCGGUCAACGGGGCCAUCGAGGUCCUCGUCGAGUACGCCUUGUCCAGCGUCACGGGCCAGGUCACCUUUGGCGUCGGCGUGUCCGAGAAGCUCACCCCCGGCGAGCACUUGCACGGCAUCCGCGCGCGCUUCCUGGCCAGCACGUACAACUCCAUCGUCGACAGCCUCGGACUCCGCAAAAAGGCCGAUUUCCGGUCCAAGUUUGGUGCGCUCGGCGAGGAGGUGUACAUUUGCUACCCCAAGCACGGCGUGGGCCUGCGCGACCUGCAGCAGAUUAUCAAGUUCUUCCAGGACUAG
Molecule: messenger RNA, 2469 nt
Organism: Emericellopsis atlantica
Lineage: Eukaryota; Fungi; Ascomycota; Sordariomycetes; Hypocreales; Bionectriaceae
Exons: 1
Coding region: 1-2469 (822 amino acids)
Biological process (GO): aspartyl-tRNA aminoacylation
Cellular component (GO): aminoacyl-tRNA synthetase multienzyme complex; cytosol; cytoplasm
Molecular function (GO): RNA binding; aspartate-tRNA ligase activity; ATP binding
Source: RefSeq, a predicted model, not a curated record